Messenger RNA from Heterostelium album PN500, 1332 nucleotides. RefSeq lists its product as uncharacterized. Gene Ontology annotation, molecular function: cysteine-type endopeptidase activity. Bases 1 to 1332 code for a protein of 443 amino acids. The record is from RefSeq and is a predicted model, not a curated record. The transcript is spliced from 2 exons. Gene Ontology annotation, cellular component: lysosome. Lineage: Eukaryota; Evosea; Eumycetozoa; Acytosteliales; Acytosteliaceae.
AUGAUAAAUAUUAAACUAUUAUUUAUUACUUGUAUAUUGGCGGUUUGUGUCGUACGAGCUGAUUUGGAUGCUUCCGAUAUCAAGUUGAUUUUGGAUACCCAUGCCACUUGGAGAUCAAGUCCUUCACCUCAACCAGCAAAGACUCUACCCGUGCUAGUAUGGAAUCAAACUAUUGCCGAUGCUCUGUUGGCACACGUUUCACCGGUUUGUAACACCUCCUUAAGUCCUGGUAGUCUCUUUGGUAUCUAUAGCGAGUGGAGAAGUACAAGUACUCUAGGUUUUAGUUUAAAGAAUACCUUGAAAUCUGUUAAAUCUCAAGAGACUAACUACGAUUGGAAAUUACAUACUUGUAAAUCAAAGAAAACUUGUCAAUCUUGGUUAAUUGCAAUGUCUGAGAUUAGUAAGAGUGUUGGUUGUGUUAAAGAAGGAUGUGGUGCAUUUAAGACAACAUUUAUCUGUGGUUACUAUCCAUUUGGUGGAUACGUAGGUUUAGAUCCAUAUAAACUACCUUCAACUACUCCAACAACUAAACCAACUCAAACUCCUACUCAAACUCCUACUCAAACUCCUACUCAAACUCCUACUCAAACUCCUACUCAAACUCCUACUCAGACUCCAACUCAAACUCCAACUCAAACACCUACACAAACACCUACACAAACACCUCCUCCAACACCUACUCCAAUAAAAAAUCCAAAUGAUACCGAUUGGAGAACAAAGAACGUAAUGACACCAGUUAAGAGGCAGGCUUCCUGUGGUAGCUGUUGGAGCUUCGGAGCAACUGGAGUAAUUGAAGCCAAAUACUUGAUAAAGAAUGGAGGUGAUCCACUUUCACCAUCAAUCGAUCUAUCAGAACAACAAUCAGUACAAUGUCUUGAGAAUAAAUGUGAAUCUGGUUGGCCAACGAGAGUAAUGAGUGAGUUUAUGAAUGUUGGUCUUGUUAAUGAGACAACUGCACCCUAUACUCAAUCGAAUGGUACAUGUACUCAAUUCCCAAAUGCUGUUUCCAUCAAAUGGAACUCAUGGUACACUAUCAAACCAAACAAAGCCGCUAUCAUUCAAGAGCUAAAGAAUGGUCCAGUCACUGUCAGUCUUAAUGCUGGUGAUCCUCAAUUCAGAAGUUAUGUGUCCGGUGUAUUCUCAUGUCCUCAAGUACACAAUGGUACAACACAUAUCAUGGUGGUAACUGGAUAUAACACCGAAGGUGACUAUUGGAUUCUUCGAAAUUGUUGGGGUGCCAAGUGGGGUAUAGCGGGUUAUAUGUACUUGACGGCCGCAAACGAUAACUGCUUCAUGUUAUACAAGAGUCCUGGAACUGUUUCAUUCGCUUGA